Molecule: messenger RNA, 2139 nt
Organism: Scylla paramamosain (green mud crab)
Lineage: Eukaryota; Metazoa; Arthropoda; Malacostraca; Decapoda; Portunidae
Product: synaptotagmin-17-like
Exons: 10
Coding region: 1-1458 (485 amino acids)
Biological process (GO): regulation of calcium ion-dependent exocytosis; calcium ion-regulated exocytosis of neurotransmitter; cellular response to calcium ion
Cellular component (GO): exocytic vesicle; plasma membrane
Molecular function (GO): calcium-dependent phospholipid binding; syntaxin binding; phosphatidylserine binding
Source: RefSeq, a predicted model, not a curated record
AUGCAAAUCUCUAUUCCCCUGGCUGUCCUCGCUAAGCAGACUGAAGAGCCCUCCAGCGAUAGCACUCCACUCGUCGUCUCCCUUCGUCAUCAGAGAGGUGAAGGAGCAAGAGGAGGGGCAGCAGCAGUAGCAUCAGGGGAAAGAGGAGCAGGCGCUGAAGGAGGAGGAGCAGGAGGGAAUGAUGGAGGAGGAGGUGGUGGAGGAGACAGCGGAGACCUCACAGACACAGAAUCUCUCUCCACCACUUCGCUUCUUCGUCAGCAGUCAAAUUCAUCGUCGCCAUCUUCGUCGGUUUCCUCCGUGAAGGAUCUCAAGUCGGACAUUUACCACCAGAUUGAACUCCGCCGGUCCAACUCGGUCUCGUCCCGCCAGCUUCCUGUGAUAGACGUUCGUCCCAUCGAAUUCUGGUCUGGGGUGCGGGGCGAGGGCGUGCAGCCACGCCUUCCAGGCCCUGUCAGAUCACCCGUGGCGCCCAGGUCACCUCGCUGGUCCUCCAAAUCCACUGAGUGUGAAAGUUUGACCAAGAUCCGGCCCCACCUCUACGCCUCCACAUCCUCCUCACUGGAAGAAGGCCCAGAUGAGGAUCACCUGGGAAGGAUCCACUUCUCACUGCACUACGACGCACUGGCUGCUGUUUUGAGAGUUAAGGUGAUAGAGGCCAUGGACCUUCCCCGACCAGCGUGUAAAGACCGCAACGACCUGGCACAUUCCAACCCCUAUGUCAAGGUGUCCCUCCUUCCUGACACCAAGAACUCACUCCAGACUUCAGUGAAGAAGAAAACACAAGAUCCAGUGUUUGAGGAGACAUUUACAUUUGAGCUGCCUUACAAGGAAGUGGUGCGACGGACUCUGGAGCUCAAGGUGAAAGACUUUGACAAGUUCUCCCGUCACUGUGUGGUGGGCCAUGCACUGCUGCCCCUUCAGAAGGUGAACCUAGCCCGGUCAUCACGGCACUGGCAGCCCCUCACACCCUGCAACCUAGAGACUGAGGAGUAUGGAGAGAUUCUGCUGUCCCUCAAUUAUCUACCCACUGCUGGGAGACUCAAUGUGGAUGUGAUCAAGGCAAAGCAGCUGCUCCAGACUAACUUAGUGAGAGGGGCAGACCCCUACGUGCGGGUGUCACUGGUGGUGCGUGGGAGACAUCUCAAGUCCAAGAAGACCAGCGUGAGGAAGAACACCCUCUCACCAUCCUUUAAUGAGUCCUUCAGCUUCCAUGUGACAUCCUCUGAGUUGCGUGAGGCAUCCCUGGUCAUCACUGUCUGGGACUGGAAUGGAGGUGUCAUGAGAGAUGAAUUCAUCGGACGUGCUGUCCUAGGAAAGCAACCCUCAGGUCCCAAUGAGAUGACCCACUGGACCAACAUGAUGGGGUCACAGAGACAUGCAGUGGCUCAGUGGCACUCCCUCCAUGCGCGCAGCCACUGUGACCAGGUGUCCUCAGCCUCCCGUGCAGUGCCCUGAAAACUGACAAGAUGGAUGACCUCAGAUCACAGCCAAAAAACAAAGUAAUUUUUGGUAGCAGCCAGUCAUACCUGCCCUGUCCUGAAUCCAUCUCUGCCGUGAUGAGCAGCAUUCUUUAGGGCGACAUGGCUGGUGGCCAGUGCUGGCUCAGAUUUACAUAUUGCACAAGGAAAUUCAGUGAGUAGCAAGAUAGUUCAGGUGGUGCAAGAGGCUGCUAUUGUAAUGGUGCUGUAGUACCUGUGUCCAAGUCAAUUGACUCCAUAUUGUGUUUCAGCUCUUCUCUGGUUUAUAUAGAUUAUGUAGCAAUGUAUUCUUCAUCAAUCCACUACUUUGCCCUAAGGACCAAAAAUAUGUUUUUGUUCAUGACAGUUAAAGCAGUACUGAUAUAUCAACCUUGUGAAUACUGUGGUACUGUAACUGCCUCUGUGUUGUAUCAGUGUUGUGGGGCCUCAAGAAAGUGUGCUGCCUUUCCAAGGCCCUUUCAUAAAUGCAGCCCUGUCCCUUUAUGUUAUAGAAAAACUGAUAUCAACCAUCAGCUGAUGCUCUGUUGCUGGAAGUCCUUAUAUCUCCAGGUCCCCUUACUGUGUUCAAGUUAGUGCUGUGUUAGCUUGGUUACUUUAACAUUAAACUACAUCAGGAGUGCUGUGGAUAUAUAGAUAUAAAUAAAUAUUUAUAUGUGCA